UGCUAAAAUGAUAUGCCUACUAUGUAUUUGGUAAAGAUAGUAAUAAAAUGAGUGAGAAUAGCAGGCCCUUUGGUUGCUGAGGUACUGAUAAUCCAAUGGUUAUGCUUUUCAGUGAACGUUUAUGUUAGUCAGAGACUACAGAGAUUCUAGAGAGAGAAAGAGAUGGAGAUGUGACUAGUAAGUACAAUACUUGAGAUAUUUGUGAGAGGCAUGAGAGAGAGAGAGAUUGGUGACUUAGAAUAAAUCUUGAGAGAGUGGUGAGAUGCAUAAGCUUCAUAGAGAGACAGGCUUCCUCAUAAUGUGAUUGGAUUAAUCAUACUGAGACAUAUUUUUGACUGCUGGGUUCCCUUUUCCUGACCUUAAUUUUAUAGCAGAGAGAGAGAGAGAGAUGGGUUUCCUCCCCCUGUUUUUUCUCAUCAUCCUGGCUUUUGUAAAUCCUGUUAUUCUCUCUGAAAAGCAUGAAGAAAUUAAGGCAAACCCCACAUCAAGAAGCACCAUAGACGUAAAAGGGGAUCCACAUAAUGUUGUAUGGGUGGUUCAGCUUUCAGAUCUCCAUUUCAGUGUCUAUCAUCCUGAAAGAGCUCUUCAAUUCUCCGAAUUCAUUGGCCCUGCCCUUAAGAUGAUCAACCCAUCCCUGGUUCUCAUAACUGGAGACCUUACAGAUGGAAAAACUCUUGACCAUCUAAAAAUGAGAGUGGAUGAGGCAGAGUGGAUUGAGUAUGACAAAGUAAUGAAGGAUGUUAUUGCAAGGAGUGGGCUUCCCGUUGAAUGCUUCUAUGACCUAAGAGGGAAUCAUGACAAGUUUGGGGUGCCAGUUGUUGGUGGCAAUUCUGAUUUUUUUACAAAAUAUAGUAUCAAUGCAGGUUUAAACCGUAGUGGAGAGGUAUUUAGUGUCACUUUACUGAGCAGUGGGCGUAAGCACCUAUUCGUUGGUUUUGAUAGUGCAAUGGCUAUUGGUUUGCGUGGCCCAACCAAUCUUUUCGGUCAUCCAGCUGAUCAGCUUCUGGCAAAUCUUGAUGCUGAACUUUCACAAUGGGAUUCUCCACAUCAAGAAGCAGUGACCAAAUUUUCCUUUGGCCACUUCCCACUGUCUUUCUCAUCGGCUACAAGCUCUAGAAAGAGUCUAAAGGAUAUCUUUCUCAAACAUUCUAUAUCGGCUUACCUUUGUGGCCAUCUCCACACAAAGUUUGGGGAUAAUCUGAAGAAGCAUUAUCAGCACCCUGGCCAUGGACUGGGAGCUUUACAAGGUUAUUUCCAGCUGAAUUCACAUCAAGGUGUUUUAGAGAGAGGGAAUUGUUCUCUUGGAGAGGAACCCAACAAGGAGUUUUGGGAGUGGGAGAUGGGUGACUGGAGGAAGAAUAGGAAGAUGAGGAUAGUGGCUGUUGACGAUGGUCAUGUCUCUUUUCUUGACAUUGAUUACAGGUCAAAAGCUCCAUCAACAAUUAUAUUGCCCACAUUUCCCCUGGAUUCUAGGACAAUGCAAAGAGCUUCAUAUCUAGAAGGCUACCUAUGCAAAUCCGUCAACCAGUCUUCUUAUGAGAGAAUAAGAACGCUGAUAUUUUCAGAGAGAGAAAUUAUCUUUGCUAUAGUAAAGAUAUAUGACACAAGAUCAGGGAAUCUCAAUUUGGUGUUGGAAUCAAGAAUGGCAAAGCAGCCAAGCAAUGAGUCAAGAGGGGAUCUCUAUAUUGUUCCAUGGAAUUGGAGAGCAUUUGUAGAUCCAUCUCCUGAUCGCUUUUGGCUACAAAUAGAAGCAGUAGAUAAUUCAGGGACAUUUAGUUUCAGCCAAAUGAGGCCCUUCUCUAUAAAUGGUCAGGUAUCUAAGAUCCACUGGAAAUGGUCUGAGUUCUUGGUCAUGGGGUGUAUGUGGGACUUGUUGUAUCGCCCGUUACUCUUCUCUAUUCUUGGUCUGCUCUUUUCCUUGCUUCUUAUCCCUAAAGCUUUCCAUAUAUACUCAAAGAGGCAUCACCCCUAUGAGAAGUUCAGACCCAUCUUGGGCUCAAAAACCACUAGAGAGUGCAUUGUGACUGGUCCUUUAUGGAUUUUGAUGGAGCUUUCAAGGACCCCGUCUCUAUGGAAUAGUUUCAUGGUUUAUUUGCUCUACCUGAUGUUUUUCCCAUGGUUUUAUGGGCAAGUUUUCUCUGAAAACUAUAGCAUGGCCUAUAUGUCUCCAAAGGGUUGGACUGUCAAAAUUUCAGAAUUGGAUGGUUGGAUUUCCAAUAUUGGUGUGCCUGAUGUCUUGGUUAUUGUCUUGCCUCACCUCUUUUAUAUAGUAUUACCAUCUAUUUUGGUGGCUGCAGCAUUGGUUGCAGAGAGAGAGAGAUAUAGGGUGCACUAUAUGUUUUUGUCAGGAAAGAAAGAAGAAGAUGGUGAUACAGGGUUUAGUAGGGUAUCGGAGGUUAAUUACUCAGGGAACUAUUCUGACUGUUGUGUUUCUUUUUGCGUUUGGUGCGGGAGGUGGGCAAGGAAAGCUCUCUUGGUUGUUUGCCUUGCAAUUAUGUGGAAGCAUUGGAAGCAUUGUAGAGCUGUGACGGUGGCCUAUGAAGCAAACCCGUUUCUUUACACUGCUCCAUACUGCCUACCCAUUCCAUUGUUAUUGGCUUUUGCUGUUUACAAGACCAGGGGAAGAUAGACGGCCUGGAGUUGGUAAAGAGAGCUACUACAAGUGCCAUUUUAAUGUGAAAUUGUAGUACACGAGAGAGAAGGCAUUAUGGUCGUGUUAAUGUGAGUGGCAGUUCUUUCUUUAUUGAGAGCGAGAGGAGAGAGAGAGAGAGAGUUAAGCUCAUAUUUGGAACUUUGAGAAUUGGGCUUAAUGCAAAACGUUUGUUUUUCUUA
Messenger RNA from Amborella trichopoda, 2832 nucleotides. RefSeq names its product Calcineurin-like metallo-phosphoesterase superfamily protein. The record is from RefSeq and is a predicted model, not a curated record. Lineage: Eukaryota; Viridiplantae; Streptophyta; Magnoliopsida; Amborellales; Amborellaceae. Gene Ontology annotation, molecular function: hydrolase activity.